CUCAGCAUGGGGAUUCACCACCAGCUGAGUUUUCUUGCAAGCUUGGUGCUUGUUAUUCACGCUGGACCGAUUUGAAAGCCCGCUGACAAAGAUGAAGCCACUGCAGCGCAUUACCUGAAGAGCUUCUACAAUCUAACAGAUAUGACAGAUGAAACAACUGCCUUCUGAAGAGAGGCCAGUCCACUGACUGAGAAGAUGAAGGAGAUGCAGAAGUUUUUCAGGCUUAAGGUCUCUGGAAAGCUGGACAAAGAAACAAUGGAGAUGAUGAAGAAGCCCCGCUGUGGAGUUCCAGAUGUUGCUGCGUACUCCACAUUUGGAGGCAAACCCAAAUGGCAGACCAACAAGCUCACCUACAGAAUCGUGAACUCUACCCCUGACAUGUCAAAAGCUGAAGUGGAUGAAUCCAUGGAGAAAGCCCUGCAGGUCUGGGCCAAUGUCACUCCUCUGAGAUUCACCCGUAUCUACAAAGGCACAGCUGACAUCAUGAUCUCCUUUGCUACAAGUUAUCAUGGUGAUGCUUCCCCAUUUGAUGGACCAUUAGGCACAUUGGCUCAUGCUUUUGCUCCUUCUCUUGGAAUCGGUGGAGAUGCACAUUUCGAUGAUGAUGAGUUUUUCACAUUCCGCUCAUCUAAAGGAAUUGUCCUGUUCUUGGUGGCCGCCCAUGAGUUUGGUCACUCUUUGGGUCUUUCUCAUUCCGACGUUCCUGGCGCUCUGAUGUUUCCCACAUACAGCUUUACUGAUCCGGAUCAUUUCUCUCUGUCCAGUGAUGACAUCAGAGGGAUUCAGUCGCUCUAUGGCCCAAACAGCGACAUAACCCCCAUCCAACCUCAUCCAGAAGUACCAACAACUCCUAAGGCCUGUGACCCUAAUCUGAUCUUGGAUGCAGCUACAACUCUAAGGGGUGAAACAAUGUUCUUCAAGGACGGCUUUUUCUGGCGUAGAUCUCCGAGCAGAACUGUGACGCAACUUCCGAUCAAGAGUUUCUGGGCCAGCGCUCCGGAUAAUAUAGAUGCUGCUUAUGAGGAUCCAGUGCAAGAUAAACUUUUCCUAUUCAAAGCUCUUUGCGAUGGCGCUCCCACGACAGCAUCACCAGAAGACCAUCAAAUAGCAGAGGCUUAUCUGUCGCAGUUCUACAGGGACAAGAACGCAACUACAUCCAGAGGCAGAAUGACGUUCCUCCCAAAUCUAGAAAAUGAACUGAAGGCCAUGCAGGAGUUUUUUGGACUGGAGGUCACGGGUAAGCUGGACUCGAACACUCUUGAGACGAUGAAGCUGCCGCGCUUUGGAGUCACUGAUGUGGCCAGAUACGGACACUUUCAGGGGAAGCCCAAGUGGAAGCAGAGCGUUGUAACAUACAGAAUAAAUCAUGGAGAUUUUUACCCAUUUGAUGGGCUUAAUGGGGUUCUGGCCCAUGCCAACGCACCCGGUCCAGAGCAGGGAGGAGACACACACUUUGACGAUGAUGAGAGGUGGACGCUAAGAUCACGAGGAGUUAGAACACCAAAACCAAAUCCUGGACUGACCCCACCAGAACCGUGUAAGCGUGACUUAGUAUUUGAUGCAGCAACCAGCAUUCGUCGACAAUUGUACUUCUUUAAAAAUGGGUAUUACUGGAAGAAGGGCUUCUACAGUGGACUUUCAAUGCAUGAAAUAAAAUUUACCUGGCCAACCAUUGACUCUGUUCAUGCUGCUUAUGAGUUCAGAGGCAGAGACAUUAGCUUCCUCUUCAAAGGUCAGCAGUACUGGGCAGUAAAGGGCAACACUACUUUGCCUGGAUAUCCCAAACCCAUAUAUAAAUUCGGGUUUCCCAAAUACGUGAGAAAGAUUGAUGCAGCUGUAUAUGUAAAGUCAACCAACCGCACUUUGUUUUUUGUUGGAACCAAAUACUGGAGCUUAAAUGAAAGAACAGCUCAGAUGGACAGAGACUUUCCUAAAACUAUUCGACGUAAUUUCCCUGGCAUUGGGUCACGGGUGGAUGCUGCUUUUGAAAAUGAUGGUUAUCUGUAUUUCUCAGAAGGUUCAAGGCAAUCGGAGUAUAAUUUCACCUCAAGACGAGUGAAUCGGUUUCUGUUGAACUAUGGAUGGCUAGACUGCUACUAA
This is a messenger RNA of Sinocyclocheilus anshuiensis, 2100 nucleotides long. Its product is annotated as stromelysin-1-like. Gene Ontology annotation, molecular function: zinc ion binding; metalloendopeptidase activity. NCBI's taxonomy places the organism in Eukaryota, Metazoa, Chordata, Actinopteri, Cypriniformes, Cyprinidae. The record is from RefSeq and is a predicted model, not a curated record. Gene Ontology annotation, cellular component: extracellular matrix. Gene Ontology annotation, biological process: collagen catabolic process; proteolysis; extracellular matrix organization. The transcript is spliced from 16 exons. Bases 196 to 2100 code for a protein of 634 amino acids.